AUAAUAAAUCAAAUGUUAAGCCUUCAUGAAAUGGAGUCGAUUAAAAGUCCUACCAGGAAGAUAAGAACACAAUUAGAAAUACUGCUUCACAGCAAGAAGUGUGUCUCACAACCUUGCGAUGUGGCUAAUUGUGGGGAGUUUAAGAGUGUUCUCCUGCACAUGGACACUUGCAAGGAGGGCAGAGCUUGCCAGGGUGUACACUGUGCCUCAUCUACACAGAUAUUAAGACACUGGGACACAUGUCAGAAUGAAAACUGUAUCCUCUGUUCCCCCAUCAGAGAUAAUGCCAAGCUGAAUGAGAAAUACAGCACUGAGACGCCUAAACCUAUCAGAGCAGCAGAUCCUCCCCCCUUUCAGAGUUGGAUGAGAAAGGAGACAGAGGCAGAAGUCGCACAACCUGAGCUAAGAUACCAACGUCAAUCCAGUGACAGGAAAAGAAGUGUGGGAGGAAUGGCUAAAGAUUGUAAAACCUCAGAUAACGGUUUUUAUGGUACCGGGGCCAGAACCGACAACUUGAGCGACGAAAUGAAACUAUCAAUUAGAGAAGCAGUGCAGACCUCUAUGAAUAACAUGAUGCCUCAAAUAGAGGCUAUGGUCAGGAACACGAUUCGCUCAGAAAUGGCUACUUUACUUCUGGGUCAGGGUCCUGAGAAGAUGUUGCAGAGCCCCAAACCAUUCCUCACCUCUCCACUACAUUAUCCCACCACCUCUACCCAGUAUCCUUCUGCUCCAAACCAGGGCCCUCAACAAUACCCUCCAACUCCCAGUCAGAGUACCCAACAAUACCCCACUACACCCAACCAAAGUACUCAGUACGGGCCAACUACUCCCAACCAAAGUACUCAGUACGGGCCCACUACUCCAAACCAAAGUACUCAGUACGGGCCCACUACUCCUAACCAAAGUACUCAGUACGGGCCCACUACUCCCAACCAAAUAACUCAGUACGGGCCAACUACUCCCACCCAAAGUACUCAGUACGGGCCCACUACUCCCACUACUCAGUACCCCUCUCCAUCUCCUCAGCCUGCUGAAUACCCGCCCUCUCAGAACCAACAGUUCUCCGAUCCUAGUCAGGGACCUAGUUUCGAACAGAAGGUUCUGGUAACCAGUCCAAUGCCACCGAAGUCAGUGACUCCCACUCUGCCCCAGCAACCCUACCCACCCACACCCUCCCAACAAGAACUGACCAUGACUCCUCCCUCCCAACAAGCUCUCACGAUGACACCUCCUUCACAGCAAGUCAUGCUGUCUUCUCCUUCCUCUCAACAUCAGGUGGCCUCUCCUCUCUUCACAGCAACUCCCCAGAGCAUGGCCCCUCCCUCCAGCAUGAUAACAGCUAGCCAGCACUCACCCGGAGGUCAGAACUUGCACAACAUGGCCCCGGCAACCCAACACGGCACUUCCCCGGCACCUUCUCCUGCACGCUCCUCGGACCAGCUCUACUCUCAGGCUUCAACUGCUAGCCCUCUAGACACGCAUCAUACCAUGACGUCACGUGAUGAUAUCACCUCCCGCCAGUCACUCACUUCCCAACUCAUGGCUCCUUCACCUCAACAACAGUUUACUGAUCAAUCGGGUGACCAGUUUAUGCAAAGCGAACUACAUAGUUACUUUUAGUUACUAUAGUUACUAUAUAGAUACUUAUAGUUACUAUAUAGUUACUUCUAGUUACUAUAGGUAUAAUACGGUUACUGUUGCUAUAGUAAUUUAACGGCUAGGGCUAAAGUAUUCGUGAUGUUUUUCAUGAAUCUUUAUUUUAAAGAAGUAUCUCCUGCUAUAUUUUCCGGAGACAAUGGGGAACUACCGCGGUGGAAUACUAAACACCGUCUGGUGACUAGACUCUACUGUACAGAACAAUCUUAAACUUGACUGUUUGAUGAAUACCGCACUAAUAACUUGUUUACUAAUAUUUAAAAGUUGAAUGACUGUUGAAUAUGGUGGCGAGUAAUGAUGCAAUGAUGUAUCGAAAUCAGAAAAAAAUGCUCUGGUGAUAAUUCAUUGCCUGAAAGAACGGUCGGUAUUACCCGGUGUUAAUGUUAAUUUAUAUUGCCGCGCCGCGCAUCUUCUCGCAACCACGAUCUGUAGAUCGGCGAGAUGCGAAGGAUUGACAUCGUGAAUCAAUAAUUUAUACUACCAUGGUAUAAUUAAUAAUACAAAUGAAUUAAGUUCGCAUUCGGAGUAUUUUGACUUUUCGGGAGGAAACAAACAACGAUUGGCUGUUUUGAAUUUUGAAUUAAUCUAAAUAAUACGAAACUGCUUUUCUUGAGCUCAUAACAUGGGGAUUUAUCAAGUUUCUUUGCCAUAUGAUGUGGAAAUAGCGCGAUAAUGGAAGUACGGGUAUAAUUGGAACUAAGAUAGUUUACAAUUCUUAAUAACCGUGUUUGAUAGCUUAAGAAUACAAGAUUUAACGACUUGUAUUUUAGAAUUUUUUAUAGAAAAUCGUUUCGUUUAUCGAUUGAAUCAAUUUCAGUUUUACCUGUUCAAGUUUUAUCGAG
Bolinopsis microptera is the source of this 2498-nucleotide messenger RNA. Its product is annotated as mucin-2-like. The record is from RefSeq and is a predicted model, not a curated record. Gene Ontology annotation, molecular function: histone acetyltransferase activity; transcription coactivator activity; chromatin DNA binding. Gene Ontology annotation, biological process: positive regulation of transcription by RNA polymerase II. The coding region runs from base 13 to 1620 and encodes 535 amino acids. Lineage: Eukaryota; Metazoa; Ctenophora; Tentaculata; Lobata; Bolinopsidae. The transcript has 7 exons. Gene Ontology annotation, cellular component: transcription regulator complex; histone acetyltransferase complex.